Molecule: messenger RNA, 870 nt
Organism: Dichomitus squalens LYAD-421 SS1
Lineage: Eukaryota; Fungi; Basidiomycota; Agaricomycetes; Polyporales; Polyporaceae
Exons: 8
Coding region: 1-870 (289 amino acids)
Cellular component (GO): membrane
Source: RefSeq, a predicted model, not a curated record
AUGCCGACCUUCUCAAAGCUCCUCCCAGCGGCUGUCUCGGCCUACGGCCUACAGUCGGUGUUGGCGGCCGUCUUUGUUCCUCAAGCAAAUGAAAAGUUCUAUGAUCUUGGCGGUGCCGCGGGCUUCAUCUCGACAACUCUCGUCUCUCUUUACUACCCUCAUCUGAAGGCCAAAUUCUGGGAUCGGCUUCCCAGCGCUGUUAUCCCCCCAGUAACCUCGUUUGCCCCAAGGCAGAUGGUGUUGAAUGCGGCUAUACUUGCCUGGUCUACCCGACUUGGUACCUUCCUUUUCACGCGAGCGAUGAAGGCCGGCGGGGACUCGCGUUUCGAUGAAGUCAAGCAUCAACCCGCCAAAUUUACGUCCUUCUGGAUGGCCCAAGCCACAUGGAUCAUGGUCGUGGGGCUACCUGUCUACAUGGUUAACACCUUGUCCCCGGCUAAUCAUCCCAAACUUGGGCCCCUUGACUACUUCUCGGUCGCCCUCUUCGCAGGAUCUUGGCUAUUUGAGAUCGUGGCGGACCACCAGAAAUCCGCUUGGCGUCGUGCGAAGGAUAACAAGCAGCAUGACGAGAAGUUCAUUACCAACGGUCUCUGGGGCAUCAGCCGCCACCCAAAUUACGUUGGCGAAGUGGGCUUGUGGACCGGAAUCUGGCUACUCUCCAGCGGGUCCCUGCGGUCACCCUCCUUCCCGAGGGGGGCGUGGUUGCUUGCGGGUCUGAGCCCACUUCUGACCUGGUUUCUGCUCACACGUGUUUCGGGAGUCCCCCCUCUUGAGCGCGCUGGAGACAAGAAGUACGGCAGUGCUCCUGAAUGGCAAGAAUACAAGCGGUGCGUCCCGUUCCUCGUUGUUCCCCGUCGUAUGGCUGCGUAA